GUGCAGAUCUGUGGUGGAGAAGGUAUCUCAUUCCUCUCUAACAUCAUCUCCACUUUGCAUCUGUCUCUCUUCGUCUGCUUUUUUUCCACCGAGGUAACAGACCUGGAGCCAGCAAGACUCAGAGGAAAGGACUUAAUCAGGUUUAUGUGUCCUCAAGGUUAUGAAGACAGCAUGGAGUUCCCAGACCACAGUCGACAUUUGCUGCAGUGUCUGAGCGAGCAGAGACACCAGGGCUUUCUUUGUGACUGCACCGUCCUGGUGGGAGAUGCCCAGUUCCGCGCACACCGCGCUGUCCUGGCUUCGUGCAGCAUGUAUUUCCACCUCUUUUACAAAGACCAGCUGGACAAAAGGGACAUUGUUCAUCUGAACAGCGACAUUGUUACAGCCCCAGCCUUCGCUCUCCUGCUUGAAUUCAUGUAUGAAGGGAAACUCCAGUUCAAAGACUUGCCCAUUGAAGACGUGCUCGCAGCUGCCAGUUACCUCCACAUGUACGACAUCGUCAAAGUCUGCAAAAAGAAGCUGAAAGAGAAAGCCACCACGGAGGCGGACAGCACAAAGAAGGAAGAAGACGCCUCAAGUUGCUCAGACAAAGUCGAGAGCCUCUCCGACGGCAGCAGCCACAUGGCAGGCGACCUGCCCAGCGAUGAGGAUGAAGGCGAGGAGGAGAAACUGACCAUCCUGCCCAGCAAAAGGGAGCUGGCGGGCGAGCCCGGCAACGUGUGGAUGCGGCUGCCCUCAGACCCUGCAGGCCUGCCCCCCGCGCCGGGGGACCCCGAGCCACACGCCACAGCAGCUGGGAAAACAGUCGCCAGCCCCUGCAGCUCCUCAGAGUCUUUGUCCCAGAGGUCUGUCACCUCCGUGAGGGAUUCGGCAGAUGUUGACUGUGUGCUGGACCUGUCUGUCAAGUCCAGCCUUUCAGGAGUUGAGAAUCUGAACAGCUCUUAUUUCUCUUCACAGGACGUGCUGAGAAGCAACCUGGUGCAGGUGAAGGUGGAGAAAGAGGCCUCCUGUGAUGAGAGUGAUGUUGGCACUAAUGACUAUGACAUGGAACAUAGCACUGUGAAAGAAAGUGUGAGCACUAAUCACAGGGUACAGUAUGAGCCGGCCCAUCUGGCUCCGAUGAGGGAGGACUCGGUCCUGAGGGAGCUGGACCGGGAGGACAAAGCGAGCGACGACGAGAUGAUGACCCCGGAGAGUGAGCGCGUCCAGGUGGAAGGGAGCAUGGACGGCAGCCUGCUGCCCUACGUCUCCAACAUCCUGAGCCCCGCCGGCCAGAUCUUCAUGUGCCCGCUGUGCAACAAGGUCUUCCCCAGCCCGCACAUCCUGCAGAUCCACCUGAGCACGCACUUCCGCGAGCAGGAUGGCAUCCGCAGCAAACCAGCCGCUGACGUCAAUGUGCCCACCUGCUCCUUGUGCGGUAAGACUUUCUCCUGCAUGUACACCCUGAAGCGCCACGAGAGGACUCACUCGGGGGAGAAGCCCUACACCUGCACGCAGUGCGGCAAGAGCUUCCAGUACUCGCACAACCUGAGCCGCCACGCCGUGGUGCACACACGCGAGAAGCCGCACGCGUGCAAGUGGUGCGAGCGCAGGUUCACACAGUCCGGGGACCUGUACAGACACAUCCGCAAGUUCCACUGUGAGCUGGUGAACUCCUUGUCGGUUAAGAGUGAAGCCCUCAGCUUGCCUGCUGUCAGAGACUGGACCUUAGAGGAUAGCUCUCAAGAACUCUGGAAAUAAUUUUAUAUCGAUGCUAAUAUAAAUAAUAUAUAUACACACACACAUAUAUAAAUAGAUCUCUAUCUAG
Molecule: messenger RNA, 1807 nt
Organism: Elephantulus edwardii (Cape elephant shrew)
Lineage: Eukaryota; Metazoa; Chordata; Mammalia; Macroscelidea; Macroscelididae
Product: zinc finger and BTB domain-containing protein 18-like
Exons: 2
Coding region: 145-1740 (531 amino acids)
Biological process (GO): regulation of transcription by RNA polymerase II
Cellular component (GO): nucleus
Molecular function (GO): DNA-binding transcription factor activity, RNA polymerase II-specific; RNA polymerase II cis-regulatory region sequence-specific DNA binding; protein binding
Source: RefSeq, a predicted model, not a curated record